Molecule: messenger RNA, 939 nt
Organism: Mesoplodon densirostris (Blainville's beaked whale)
Lineage: Eukaryota; Metazoa; Chordata; Mammalia; Artiodactyla; Ziphiidae
Product: olfactory receptor 7G2-like
Exons: 1
Coding region: 1-939 (312 amino acids)
Biological process (GO): G protein-coupled receptor signaling pathway
Cellular component (GO): membrane
Molecular function (GO): G protein-coupled receptor activity; olfactory receptor activity
Source: RefSeq, a predicted model, not a curated record
AUGGAACUCAGAAAUGAAACAGAUGUUUCAGAAUGCCUUCUCCUGGGAUUGACAGAUGAUCUAGAACUGCAGUCCUUCUUAUUCUGCCUGUUCCUAGUAAUGUACCUGAUCACUGUCCUAGGAAACCUGCUCAUCAUCCUGGCUGUUAGCUGUGACUCCCACCUCCAUACCCCAAUGUAUCUCUUCCUCUCAAACCUUUCCUUUACUGACAUCUGUAUAAGCACAACUGCGAUUCCAAAGAUGCUGGUAAACAUCCAGGCAGAGAUACAGCACAUCACUUACAUAGGCUGCCUGACCCAGCUUGGCUUUGUCCUGGUUUUUGUUGGUUUAGAAAAUUUUCUCCUUGCAGCAAUGGCCUAUGAUCGCUAUGUGGCCAUUUGUCACCCCCUGAGGUACACGGUUAUCAUCAUCCCCCGAUUCUGUGUUCUGCUGAUUCUACUCUCACUUUUCAUCAGCACAGUGCUUGGCCUGCUCCUCAGUCUGAUGGUAUUGCAGCUGUCCUUCUGCAAGGACCUGGAAAUCCCUCACUUCUUCUGUGAACUUACUCAAGUCAUCAAGCUGGCCUGUUCUGAUACCCUCAUGAAUAACAUCUUGAUAUAUUCUGUGGCUAGCCUGUUUUGUGGCAUUCCCCUCUCUGGGAUCAUUUUCUCUUAUACUCAAAUUGUCCCCUUUGUUUUGAGAAUGCCAUCAGCAGGGACAAAGCUUAAAGCUUUUUCCACCUGUGGGUCUCACCUUACAGUUGUGUCCUUAUUCUAUGGGACACUUUUUGGAGUUUACAUUAGUUCUGUGGUUACUGACUCAUCCAGGAAGACUGCAGUGGCUUCAGUUAUGUACAUUGUACUUCCUCAAAUGAUGAACCCUUUUAUCUACAGCCUGAGAAACAAGGACAUGAAGAGAGCCUUGAGGAAACUUAUUAGUAGGAUACCUUCUUUCCUGUGA